Molecule: messenger RNA, 1854 nt
Organism: Botrytis porri
Lineage: Eukaryota; Fungi; Ascomycota; Leotiomycetes; Helotiales; Sclerotiniaceae
Exons: 8
Coding region: 1-1854 (617 amino acids)
Biological process (GO): protein dephosphorylation
Cellular component (GO): cytoplasm; protein phosphatase type 2A complex
Molecular function (GO): protein phosphatase regulator activity
Source: RefSeq, a predicted model, not a curated record
AUGGCGGACGCCCCAGAUAAGACUGACGAGCUCUAUCCCAUAGCUGUUCUCAUUGAUGAAUUAAAGCAUGACGACGUUACUUUAAGACUGAAUGCCAUUCAUCGACUGUCAACAAUCGCCCUCGCACUUGGAGCAGAUCGCACAAGAGACGAGUUGAUUCCCUUCUUAGAUGAAUCCGUCGAAGAUGAAGACGAAGUUCUCACGGCUUUGAGCGAGGAACUCGGAAACUUUGUAGAAUAUGUUGGCGGACCAGAGUUCGGCCAUGUUCUUCUUUCACCCCUCGAGAAUCUCGCGGCCAUCGAGGAACCCCUGGUGCGAGAAAAGGCCGUGGAAUCUUUAAACAAGAUAUGCGAGGAGCUAUCCUCACAACAAGUCGAAGAGUACUUCAUUCCCCUCACGAUUCGACUUUCAAAAGCCGACUGGUUCACCUCAAAGAUCUCCGCCACAGGAUUAUAUAACGUACCAUACAAAAAGGCAUCGCCUCCAAUGCAAGAGCAGCUUAGGCAACAAUUUGGCCUUUUAGUUCAUGACGAAACUCCUAUGGUCCGAAGACAGUCCGCAAACAACUUGUCGAAAUUUGUGAAGGAAAUGCCCGCUACAAUAGUUGUGGAAGAAAUGAUACCCUUGUUCCAACACCUUGCCGGCGACGACCAGGAUAGCGUACGUUUGUUGACAGUAGAAAUUUUGAUUGCAAUUGCGGAAGUCGUACCAAAGGAGCAGCAAUCAAGCCAUGGAGUUCUACUUACAUCCUUGAGGAGUUUGAUCGAAGAUAAAAGUUGGAGGGUGAGGUAUAUGGUAGCUGAUAGAUUUGAGAAGAUUGCAAAAGCGGUUGAUGAUGAAGUUGUAACAAGAGAUCUUGUACCAGCAUUCGUCAAAUUAUUGAAAGACAGUGAAGCAGAAGUCCGUACAGCAAUUGCUGGUCAAAUUCCUGGUUUCUGCAAGCUUGUCGAUCACACCACCCUCUUAAAUGACAUCAUGACCACUGUCGAAGACUUGGUUUCUGAUACUUCUCAACACGUUCGGUCUGCCCUUGGUACCCAGAUCAGUGGCCUUGCACCAAUUCUUGGCAAGCAAGAGACCAUCGAUCACUUACUCCCGAUGUUCUUGCAAAUGCUCAAAGAUGAGUUUCCAGAUGUCCGUUUACAUAUAAUCUCCAAGUUGGAGUUAGUGAACCAAGUCAUUGGCAUUGAUCUCCUCUCACAAUCUCUUCUUCCUGCUAUUGUACAGCUUGCUGAGGAUAAACAAUGGCGUGUUCGCUUGGCAAUCAUUGAGUACAUUCCUCUAUUGGCCAGUCAACUCGGUGUUCAAUUCUUUGACGAAAAGUUGGCUGCGCUCUGCAUGGGCUGGCUAGGAGAUACAGUCUUCUCUAUCCGUGAUGCGGCAACAAAGAAUUUGAAGAAGCUCACCGAAGUUUUUGGCGUCGAUUGGGCAAAUGAAGCCAUCAUUCCAAAGGUUAUGGCUAUGGGAGCUCAUCCAAAUUAUCUUUACAGAAUGACCACCUGCUUUGCAAUUACAACACUUGCACAAGUUGUCAGUCUCGAUGUUGUCUCAAAUUCCAUCCUACCUAUGAUGGACAAAUUAGUAGCCGACGAGAUUCCAAAUAUUCGUUUCAAUGUCGCCAAAUCAUACUCUGAGAUUAUCUCAGUUCUCAAGAGAUUGCCAGAUGAGGGUACUGUUUAUUCGCUAGAGAAGUCUGGUAGCUCAGAACCACCCUCGGCUAGAGGUCAAGAACUUAUCCAAGAAAGAAUCCUACCAAAUUUGGAAAAGUUGCAAAAGGAUGAUGAUGUCGAUGUUCGGUUCUUUGCUACUACGGCUGCAGCUUCUAUUUCUGGUGAGCCUAUGGAAACCUCAUAG